Molecule: messenger RNA, 4671 nt
Organism: Hylaeus volcanicus
Lineage: Eukaryota; Metazoa; Arthropoda; Insecta; Hymenoptera; Colletidae
Product: VWFA and cache domain-containing protein 1
Exons: 9
Coding region: 562-4068 (1168 amino acids)
Cellular component (GO): voltage-gated calcium channel complex
Molecular function (GO): voltage-gated calcium channel activity
Source: RefSeq, a predicted model, not a curated record
UUAUAUAUUUACUAAUUCAUAGAUAUUUCUAUGAAUUAAUAUUUUCGUAAAUGAAGGUGUAAUCUUUAAUACAGAAAAUCUUUCGUUCGCAAACUUUGUUUUUAAUGAUCGUCAAAAUGAUUCCUAAUUAGAUUUUUAGGUAACUAUCAGUUUAAUUCUUCGUAUCAUAAUACUGUCGAAGAACUGUCUAUUUUUCGUGAAACUAAUUUUGAAAUUUAUUUACUAUGAGAUAGUCCUUUCGUUGAUUUCUUUCGUAAAUAAUGCACUCCUUCGAACAGCUUCUACAAUCAUAACGGUUUCAUGCGGUUUAAUGUAUUCGAAUUCAGUGACAACACCUGAGAAACAAGAGCUUCGAGCUCUUAAAACCGCAAGAUAUACUAGAAUAACGUGGACGUGUCGCUUAUAUUUCAAUUAGAAAGUAAUAGGGGCUGAUCUGUCCUACUAUAUUCGGUUUUGCACUUGUCGACCUUGUUUGCAGUGGUCGCGUCUAGCUGCGUCGUUAUGGCGCCAUAACGAAUUUUUUAAGGUUACCAUAGGACAGAUCUGAAACUCGAAAACGGUAUGGUUGUCGGGAGGAUCUUGCAUUUAGGACUUGUCGUGACGGUGCUCGUGAAUCUGCGCUUUCUAGCUGGGGAGAAUUCGAGCACUGACGCGAAGUGUCAGUUCGGCAAAACCUUGCGUAAACAAGUGAACGCGGAACUACUCAAUGGGACAUGUUUACGAGACAUCGUGGCCCGACUGUCAAACGAGUUUCGCUCGAUGACGGACAUGGAACUUGGUUUAACGUCCUUUCAAAAGAUGCUCGAUGCCAUGGAAUUCACGAACGUCUCGAACAACCUGAAUACGAGAUUGAAUUUGUUAAUCGACAAAUUAAAUAACAAGCUAUCAUCCUACGUGGAACUCCUUGAGCAAAGCUACAAUGUUGUACAGCCGAUUUUGUCUUCAACCGAAGAGCAAUUUAUUCGUUCUGGCUCUAUGUACAGAUUGGAUGUAAUAUCUAGUAAACUUUCCGACUUUUGCUCGCAGGUCAUGCAAGCACUGGUAAUUAAUUUGAGGAAUCAGGAAUGGAAGAACGUACAUUUACUACCUUUUAUGUACCCUGCAACGAUUUGUGGCCCACCCAGUUCAGGCCAUAACAUCGGACCUCUUUUAUUGUCUCAGUAUUGCCCAAGAAAGAAUGUAGUCCUGCUACUCGAGCAUGGUGCAUUUAUGUCUGAAGGGGACAUCACUUUAGCUCAAAUAACUGCAGAAACAAUAAUCGAUAUGUUGUCUCAGACAGAUCGUAUUAACGUUAUCGGUCUUUCUAGUAACAAUACUAUACAUUGCAAAGAUGGUUUGCUGAAAGCGACGGAUGUCAAUAAAUUUCAGUUAGCGCGUUAUAUUCACAGUUUAUCCAGAACAGAAACGAACGACUCCAUAGAGUUUAACUUUGAUAAAUUGAUACAGACUAUAAAAGGUCAAGUGGUAUUCGUGCACUUGACUAACAUGCUCAAAGUUACCCCACACAUAACAAAAAUAAACGAUAUACUGUCGUCAGGGAAAGCGAAUGGCUAUUUAAAGACAAUACUGAUUCUUUCGGAUCAAGAACCACAUUCAAACGUUAAACAGUACAAUGACAGUGUCGUAAUCCUUCCAACACAAAAUAUACUAGGAUACGAAAUAUCAAAAUUAUUUUUUGGUCUGAAGUGUUCUGAGGAACACAAAAAAAAUUACUAUUUGUCCGAUCCAUACUUUGACUUGUAUAGCAAGACGAUGACGAUGUCUAUUGGACAAAUUACAGACAAAGCAUUGAUAUCCUUAGACAUUCAAUUACGAAACUUUCUGGACGACAUAACGUAUUUUAACGCAGGUCCACAAGUAUAUCCGAUAUUAUUCGACGAUAAAGGCAUAGUUUGGAUACACAAAGAUUUUCCAAGAAUCGAGACAAUGGUGGAUCAGCCCCUUAAAGUUAAACUGCAGCAUAUAGAAAAUAUUAGCCCUGAAACUGUAAAAAUGAUGAUCGAACGAUACGAAGGCGUCGUGAACGUGACAACGAAACUUGGAGAACAGAAGUGGUAUCGUUGGAAACAUUUGACGUACAAGGAUUUGAUAGUAUGCUUAGUAUCAGCGAGCAACGAAAGUACAUCGUCCAUGGCGAAAGUAGUUCCGACAUUAUCAACAAAUAUUUUGCAUCAUCGUCUUGACCUUUUGAUGCACAGUAUUGCCGACAAAGGCAUCCUAUGUACUUACAAUAAUAAACUUUUAACUUUGUCAACAGGAGUGGUCUACCUGUCGCCGUGGUGUUUCCAAUCUCCAAUGGAACAACUGAAAUUAUUAGACACUGGAUCUGCUGUAACCAUGCAGAGUUACAUGGCAUAUUUAAAAGACUUGAGGGGCCUCUUAGCUAAUCCUGGUUUACGUCAGUCUGUGAAACCAGAUGUGGCCAUAGUGACACAAAUUUUAGGAUAUUUUAAAAGCAGAUAUAUAGAAAGCGUUUUAAAUAAGUUUAUAAUAAGAAGAUAUAUCGUUGGAACUGCCAGUGGAGUUUUAGAAAUAUAUCCAGGAAUUAUGCUCGAUUCUGGUUUUGAUCCUAAAAGACGAAUAUGGUACAGAAACGCAUUGGAACAUCCUGGAAAAUUAAUUUUCACGCCUCCGUAUUUGGGGGCUGGCGGUUCAGGAUACGUUGUUACUUUGAGCCACACGGUUCAUCGUAAUUCUCAGUCAACUACGCGCGACGACGCUAUAGCUGUCCUGUCUAUGGACAUGACGAUGGGUUUUAUUUCGAGGCUGUUGAAAGAACUAUUUCCAUUUUGCAACGAUUCUACAGUAAAAUGUUUCUUGAUGGACGAUAAAGGAUACUUGGUAUCGCAUCCAGCUUUAUUAGAAACAGUUGGUAAAAUCGAGCAACAGCAUUUGACCAACAAAGAGUUACUAGUGGCGAAUGAUAUAUUGAAUCACGAGCUUUUCGUUAAAAAGAAAGCUUGCGCGAAUUAUUUGGACGGUACCGUGCAAAGGUACUAUCAAUUCAAUACGUCGCUCGACGAAGUUCUCACGAACAUAGUUCACGGCGAACAUUGCGUUAAGUAUCAGGUAGCAUCUGUACCAGGAACCAAUGUAUUCUUGGGCGUGGUUAACGUAACUUGUAAUUUAUUAAGAGCUUUCUGUCCGUGCAGCACUAUGGAUCGUUCCUGCUUAAACUGCAAAAGAAUGGAACAAACCGAGUGCGAAUGUCCGUGCGAGUGUGCCUUAUAUUUUUCCAACUGUGCAGAGUACAACAUUCACGAAAUACAUAAUUUAGAACCCUGCCCUGCGCCGUACGAACAAGGGGGGAAUUCGCAGAUGACUUACGUGCAGUCCACGAAUUUGAAAUCAUGUCCAUCUAUCGCGUGCAAAGUAUUUAAGACCGAGACCGAAUGCUUAGGAAUCGUAGGAUGUCAGUGGUGCCAUGUAGACAAUGACGGAGAAACGCCUUUGCAGGCUCCGUUUUGUAACGAUAUGUCUCGAUGUUUCAGAGGCAUCCUUGGAUCCUCUAUGCCCCUUAGCGACGGAACGUACAAUUCUCAGUCAACCGAGGAAAUCGCAGCGCGAGAAUGGCCAUCGGUUGGACCAGUAGCUGGUGGAAUACUGGCGUUCCUUCUGAUACUAGGAGUUCUGUUGUUCUGUUACAGGCUUCGUUCUGUACAGUCAGGCGUGGAACAUCAAUGUUUACACAUUCACACAUCGCCUGACAUGUUGCGUAUGACACACUUGGAAGGCGACGUUGAGCCUAUGGAGUUAGAUCAAACGAAAAAUAAUUUAGACUCUCUUAUAAGAGACGGUAUAGCCCCUAUAUCUCCGUACAGAGUAUCCACGAAUUAUAGGAAACCACCUGGUGGUGACAGCGACAAUGGAUAUAGUACAAUGACGCCCCAUGACGAUUCCGAACAACAAACGUUCGUAGAACCGCUGUUAGUUGUUGGUAAUAAUACAGAGUCAGAUUUAAGGAGACGAUCCAUUUGUCUUCCGUCCCCGACAACUCAUUUAGGUUCUCCCCAUCAUAUUCUAGCACCUGUCACGGUGCAUUGUAACAUGGAAGCAAAUUAUUGUUAACGACUGUAAGAUACAGUUAUUACAAGUGGAAAACUAUUGCAAAGUUUACAGUACGAGGUAUAACGUAAAGAAUAUUUUUCAAUUUUCAGAAAAGUUUUAUAAUUUUGAUAACGUUGUUUAUAGUUUUGUACAAGACGCAUUAGUAUAUAGACAUAAAGAUCUAGUAUUAUUUUAAUCGAUCGUUCGAGUUACAUUUAAAUGUUUGGGUAACGCUAUUUUACCGAUUAGUAUCUUAUUUAUUUAAACAGAUCGAUUACGAUAUGCUACAUGCAUUCGCGAUGCACAAGAAUAUUACAAUUUUCCUGAUGCGAUUAAAAAACGUGCGUAAUGUAGUUCACGGGUCACUGCAAUUCAUAGGUCGAAAUGUAAACUGGAGUAAGUGGCCAUUAUAAAUUUAAGAACACGUCCAUUCAUCCUACUCUAUCAUUAUGAAUAUGCUGGAUCAUAACGUAAAAUAAUCAUAUAUUUUUACAUAAGUUAGAAACACACCUUAUAAUUCAGACAGUUCGUAUUAUGAAAAUCGAUAAGUAUGAAUUUUAGCUGUUAAGUAGAAAUUUAUAUUAAUGUUAACUCUCUAGAUAUUUUAUACUUACUACAUCAUCG